AUGACCAUGAAAGGAGGCACCACCCAAGCCUGCGCUUCUUGCAAAUACCAACGUCGCCGCUGCUCCAAAGACUGCCCCUUGGCCCCAUAUUUCCCAGCCGAUCAGCCCAAGAUGUUUCAAAACGCCCACCGCCUCUUCGGCGUCCGCAACAUCAUGAACAUACUUAAGCAAGUCCCCCCCUCGCAAAAGGACGAGACAAUGACUUCCAUUAUCUACGAGUCCAACAUGCGCUCUAGGUUUCCGGUUUAUGGUUGUUGCGGCGUGUUGUGGCAACUCCAUUAUCAAAUACAACAAGUGAGUGAAGAACUCCAACAAGUAAAAGCUAGGGUAUCUAUGAUGAAGGACCUCGGGAUUGCCGACGACAACGACGUCGUUUUUCCCGUUUAUACACAACAGCAGCAACAGCAGCAACAGCAGCAACAACAACAAUACGAUUGUUUGGGAGUAGAUGGGAAUGAUUUAUUAUUUGGAAAUGUGAACAAUGGUGGUGUUUAUGUUGAUAACGAUGAUCAUAAUAAUAUUGGUUCCAUGCUGAAGGAGUUGAGAAUUCAACAACAUUAUAAUGAUAAUUUUGGGAUUAACGUUGAAUCGAUGCUAAUGCAAUCUAAUUUGAUACCCGCUGUACUGCAACAUGAAAUGGAAAUUUCUCAUGAUUAUGAUGAAAUUCCAUUUGACACAAUUGCAGAUGAUCGACAAUCGUAUGUUGAAUCUCAAGAAGCAUGUAACUCUAGUGCGGAAUCGACCUUCAAAGAUGUGUCGGAACCAUCGGCUGAGUAUCUAUCGAGGACCGAUCUCAAGAACGCUGCAGCUUGUUUUAGUCUAACAAGUUAA
Cucurbita pepo subsp. pepo (vegetable marrow) is the source of this 831-nucleotide messenger RNA. RefSeq lists its product as uncharacterized. The record is from RefSeq and is a predicted model, not a curated record. Lineage: Eukaryota; Viridiplantae; Streptophyta; Magnoliopsida; Cucurbitales; Cucurbitaceae.